Molecule: messenger RNA, 550 nt
Organism: Phytophthora sojae
Lineage: Eukaryota; Oomycota; Peronosporomycetes; Peronosporales; Peronosporaceae
Exons: 3
Coding region: 1-450 (149 amino acids)
Source: RefSeq, a predicted model, not a curated record
AUGCGUUGCGCGCAUAUCUUGCUGCUGCUCGCCGCGCUGCCCUCGUCGGUAUCUGCGGCGUCUCGGUUCAAUCCGUCCACUGCUACCUGCUCCGCCCCCGUGCGCACUCAACUGGAGCCGGCGCCGCUGUCCGCCGAGGAGCAGAAUCUACUGCAACAACUGCUGCCCCAGCCGACGAGCAAGCGGCCAGUGGUGCGUGGGGAGCUGCGCGCUCCGCUCCACAUUCCGUGCCAGCUCCGAGCAUUCCCGCACCUGCCGGCGUUCGUGAGCGAGAUUGAGCACCACGAAGUGCCGAACUUCGAGGCACGUACUGAAGUGAAGGAGUUUGCUCAGCCGCCCCACGUGAUCUUCUUCGACGAGAGGCAGGAGGUUGUGCGCACCAUUGUGGUGGCGCCGUCGUGGACAGGGUUCGAGCUUCGAGAUCUCAUUCUGGACAAUCUGAAGAACUAGAAUGUACUUUGUGACCCAACCAACCAUGCAGUACGUUAAUUAAUGAGGUCGCGCUCCGUGGCAGCACUGAAUGUUCGAGUGAUGCUUGGUCAGAACUAUC